GGGCGUCAGUGAAAGAGAUUAAAUAUGAAUUCUAUGUAGCUUGUUAUAAGUAAUUCUCUGUUAUAUAUAAAAACAAAAAGUUAGAUUAGGUUCGUCCAUUGUCUGUUAUUUGUAUUUCAAAUAAGAAAUAACUAUCAAGAAUACAAAGAAAAUGGUUAAAGAACGUAUCACUGGUCGUUAUUUAUCACAAAAAGUUGGAGAAGAAGUUAUUUUACUUGGAACCAUAUCUCGUAAAAGUUCAAAUGGAAAAAGUAUUGAACUUUUAACGACAGAUGAUAUAAAAGUUAACGUAACAUUAAAUGAACCACUCAGUGGCAAUGAUGAAGGUUAUAUAGAAGUACAUGGAAUUGCACAAUCGAAAAGCACCAUAUCGUGCAACAAUUAUAUUCUUUUCCCUUCUAAUAUAACACGUACAUUCGAACCAAGUCAAUACAAUGAUCUUUGUUCUGUGCUGCAUUUACUAGGAAAUAAAAAGUGGUCUACAGCUAUGAAUUAUGGGCUUUAAAUAUUAUCAAAGUGUACAAACGAAAAAGAAGAUGCAUCCAAAGAAAAACAUCGACACGUACAAGACGUUACCGGGCAUUCAGAAUGUUGUCUGCAAUAUUUCAGUUAACUUGUAAUAUUAAACAUUAAACAUAAAAAUGUUUUCUUUAUUUUCUCAAUUUAUAUAAUUUCUAAUUAAAAAUAAAUAUUUUUAUAUUACCUAAA
This is a messenger RNA of Polistes canadensis, 708 nucleotides long. RefSeq lists its product as uncharacterized. Gene Ontology annotation, cellular component: site of double-strand break; nucleus; DNA replication factor A complex. The coding region runs from base 152 to 505 and encodes 117 amino acids. Gene Ontology annotation, biological process: mismatch repair; DNA replication; double-strand break repair via homologous recombination. The transcript has 4 exons. The record is from RefSeq and is a predicted model, not a curated record. NCBI's taxonomy places the organism in Eukaryota, Metazoa, Arthropoda, Insecta, Hymenoptera, Vespidae. Gene Ontology annotation, molecular function: single-stranded DNA binding; damaged DNA binding.